GCCCUUUUGCGAAUAACAUGUAAUCGCAUAUUGUCCAACUACGGGGAUGAUCAAGGUUUGAGGUUAAUUAAGGUAAGAGAUUUAGUCACGUGGGAAACGAGGACAAUCGCGGAGAUGAGGUGAAUGUAUGUGAGAGGGUCAUCAGGCAAAAAAGGCGUCUUCGAAAGGGUCUCGAUCAGCGAGCGCCGCGAGAUUGAUUAUUUAAUGGUAGGGAGGGCGGCGAGAGCGACUUAUCGCCCCCGUUGCAAAAUGGGUCGUCGACGCAAUGCGGUACGUCGCCGCGCACCGGCUGCACACGUACACAUCGCUCGUACGGACACGCACGCGACCAAGGAAAUCCUGAAAAUCCCAUCGUCGGCGCCAUCUUCGAGUAUCCUCGAUCGUGAGAUUUCCGCGAGAUGAACGACAGAGGUCCGAGAUAUAUAAAUGAUCUAUAAAUCCUUGGACGCGUCGUGCAUCGCGUGGAAGCGUGUUGCGACGUGUUGUGUCAGUGACGGACAUACGCACACACGUAGAAGAGUGCCCAGCGACUCCGAAGACAAAUACGUCGACGAGAAACACUGCGUCAGAGUCUACGAACGGAGGAAGAGGCGUGCGCCGAUCCCUCGUGCGAACGGUAGAUCAUCGAGCGGCGGGAGCGGGUAAUCGAUACUUGGCGACAAUUCACCAGACAUCCUGUUUCUGCAAGGCAGAGCUUCUCGGCGGGGACGGGAACGGCGCGAGAAAGCGAGCAGCGGUUCCUGCGGCGGGAUAUCAACAGGCAUCGAGAAGUUAGCGGAUGUGUGAUCGUUGCGUAUCUGCGAAGUCGACCUCCCUCUCGACAAUUCUCUCCCGUUGAGCCGUCGUAUCUACAGUGUCGAAGAAAAAAUGGCCAUCGCCGCGUCGGACUAUCAGCUCAAGUGGCACAGCUACGGCGAGCAUCUGCACAGCUCCGUCGCGACGCUGCUCCACUCGGAGUCCUUCGCGGAUGUUCUACUGGCCACGUCCUGCGGCCGGCAUGUAGCGGCUCACCGAUUCGUCCUUGCAGCAUGCUCGUCGUACCUCAGUCAUAUUUUCCAGACAUGUCACUUCGGCGCGAAUACCAAUGCCCCGAUAAUCGUGGUAUUGCCUACGGAGAUUGGAUACCGCACACUGAAGAUCCUGAUACAGUACAUGUACAGCGGCGAGGCCACCGUGGCAAACGAUCAAUUAGAGGGUGUUUUAAAAGCCGGCGAUAUCUUACGUGUGCGUGGAUUGUGGAGAUCAAACGGUAGCAAGAAGGAAAACAUACAGUCGAAUAAUCAGAAGAUCGAGCGCGACAAGAAGGAAACGUCACAGGUGACCGGGCAAAUACAAAAGAUCAAGCUGGUGCAACCGACUAUGGAGAAGGUAGCCGAGAAUGCGCAACAGGCGGCGACAGCUCAAAAUAAUGUACAGCCUCAAAAGCCAGUCGAGAGGAAAAGCACCGAGGUAACCACCGAUGAGUCCAACGAAUCCGAAACGAAGAACGUCUUAGAGGAGAACAAAAGUAACGAACAGAACAAGAACAAAGAGAAUUUCGAGGUGAAUGGCAAGAAGAAGAAAGCUGCUAACAGCGACGUCGAGUCGAACAAGUCCAAGACCGAAAGUGGCGAAAACACCGAACUAAAUCUGGAACUGUUAGUAAAGGACGAGCCGAUCGACUGGGAAGAGUCGAUCGAUCCGUCAGAAUCGCUCACCAUAGACCAUGAGAUCGAUAUCAAACCAGAAAUCGUACACAGUGCAGACGAAGAUGGAGACCUAGAGGAGGAAGAAUAUACACCACUGACGUGUGAUAUGUGCAGUCAAACGUUUAACAGGCCGUCCGAUUGGGUGAGGCAUAUAGAAUUCACGCACGCUGACAUGACCGAAAAUCGGAGAAAGAAACGGAAGGACGACAUGAACGAUGACAGCAAAGACUUCCCGCCGUUGAAGUGCGAUUUAUGCGGUAACAUGUACUCCACGCCGCAAGAAUGGGUACGUCACAUACAAACGGAACACACAGAAGAGCAGCUGGCCUUGAUGAACAACUCGGCGCCUCCCAAACCAAAAAGGGUUCACAAUCACCAAAAGUUGUGCAACAUAUGUCAAAAGGAAUUCCCCAGCCACGCCUCAAUGGUCAUCCAUCAGAGAACGCAUACAGGAGAAAAACCGUUUCUCUGUUCCUACUGUAAAAAAGGCUUUAAUGUAAAGAGCAAUUUGCUAAGGCACCUAAGGACACUGCAUGACAAAUACGUACAUCCUAGCUUGUACGGGAGUAACGGUAGCACGAAUGCUUAA
Messenger RNA from Odontomachus brunneus, 2277 nucleotides. Its product is annotated as zinc finger protein 436-like. Gene Ontology annotation, cellular component: nucleus. Lineage: Eukaryota; Metazoa; Arthropoda; Insecta; Hymenoptera; Formicidae. The record is from RefSeq and is a predicted model, not a curated record. Bases 868 to 2277 code for a protein of 469 amino acids. Gene Ontology annotation, biological process: regulation of transcription by RNA polymerase II. The transcript has 8 exons. Gene Ontology annotation, molecular function: protein binding.